This is a messenger RNA of Fusarium graminearum PH-1, 1319 nucleotides long. Its product is annotated as casein kinase II subunit beta-1. Gene Ontology annotation, cellular component: protein kinase CK2 complex; cytoplasm. The transcript is spliced from 2 exons. Lineage: Eukaryota; Fungi; Ascomycota; Sordariomycetes; Hypocreales; Nectriaceae. Gene Ontology annotation, molecular function: protein kinase regulator activity. Bases 1 to 1026 code for a protein of 341 amino acids. The record is from RefSeq and is a predicted model, not a curated record.
AUGUCAACCUCUUCGGGCGUUCCCGAGUCCUGGAUCUCGAGUUUCUGCUCCCUUCUUGGCCAUGAGUACUUCGCCGAGGUCUCGGAGGAGUUUAUCGAAGAUGACUUCAACCUGACUGGUUUGCAAACCCAAGUUGCCAUGUAUAAAGAAGCGUUGGAGAUGAUCUUGGACGUUGAGCCAGAGGAUGAUGAGGACGAGGAGGAGGAAGAAGAGGAAGAGGAUGAAAACGACUCCGACCCAGAACGCCUGACCAGGGCAUCCAGCGAACGGAGGCACCACCGCAUGGCCAGCGACUUGUCUGUCAUCGAAUCCUCAGCUGAAAUGCUCUACGGCCUUAUCCAUCAGCGCUUUAUUUGCUCCAGGGCGGGAAUACAGCAAAUGAGCGAGAAAUAUGAGCUUGGCCACUUUGGCUGCUGUCCCCGGACGAACUGUGACCAGGCCCGCACUCUACCUGUCGGUCUUUCUGAUAUCCCUGGCGAGGACACAGUCAAACUAUUCUGCCCAUCUUGUUUAGAUGUCUAUGUUCCCCCUAAUAGCCGCUUCCAGACCGUCGACGGUGCCUUCUUCGGCCGCACCUUUGGAUCUCUUUUCCUCCUCACUUUCCCCGAAUAUGACUUGACCAAGCGUGGGAUUGAGGUGCUCUCCAGCAGUGGUCCUCGCGUCAACGAAGGUGACGGCCUUAUGAAUGGCAUGUAUGCUAAGAACAUUGGCCCUGGCUUAGGUCGCGAACGCAUAUACGAACCUCGAAUCUACGGAUUCCGUGUUUCUGAGAGAGCCAGGUCCGGCCCUAGAAUGCAGUGGCUUCGUGAGCGGCCGACAGAUAUCAAUGAGCUUGACGAAGCUCGCCUUUACGCAGAGCAGAACCCAGACUCAGAAGACGAUGACGAGAGCGGUGGUCAAGUUGGCAUGAAUGGUAGAGUCAUGGUUCGUCGACGCCCACCUGGAAACGCCCGCCUUCGCCAGCGACAAACCCAAAAUGGCAGCCCCAUGGCCAUGUCCACAAACGGAGCUGAAUCGGAGCUGUGAUUUCACGCGACCAAUCUCAAAACGUUUUGGGUUUACGACUCCAGCCAUUGCUUAUGUCGGGAAUAUUGGUAUGGACGGCGAAAGCCUGCCACAAUACAUCCCGGUACUGAAAUGAUUGGGUUUUGGCGAUACAGUUUAAGGGGAGCCUAGGAAACAAAUGUAGACACACUUUGAGAGAGUUAUUAGGAGGAGCAGAACAAGGGCAUGCCAUGCGGGAGUGGAAUGGCACCAUUGGGUUUUGCAAUUAAUGCAUAGACGGCGUUGAACGUUCGAGGUAGGCAAUGGAAAAUACA